UUUCAUUCCACCUGCGAAGAGAAAAAACAAACGCAAUUGUGAUUAAUAACAAUCACAAAAAUUAUUUAAAUCCCAAAUUACCCUUCUCUCAAAAUGGCCGUGGAAAGCUUGAUCUCACUCGUGACAUUCAUUUCCACAAUCCUCCUCCUGGAAAAUGACCAGAAUGCCCUCAUCACCACCACCUGCAAGAACACCCCCAACUACCCCCUCUGCGUCUCCACCCUACAGUCCGACCCCCGGAGCUCCGCCGCCGGCGCCGACGUCGAGACCCUCUGCCACGUCAUGGUCUCAGCCGUCCGGUCAAGGGCCGACGAGGUGACGCGUGUCACGAUCCCGGAGCUCAGGAUCGCUCAGCCCCGGUGGGGCGGCCCGCUCAGCCAGUGCUACUUCUUCUACGACGCCGUUCUGAGGGCAGACAUGCCGCAGGCGGAGGCCGCCCUCAAGAGCGGCGUCCCGAAGUUUGCGGCGGCAGGGAUGUCUGACGCCGCCAAGGAGGCGGAGAACUGCGAGGCUGCGCUGAGGGACGGUGGAAUUACGGAUUCGCCCCUGCGGGGUAUCAAUCAGAAUGUCGUGGAACUAUCUGUUGUAGCCAAUUCGAUCAUCAAGACCUUGUUAUGAGCUGAGCCUUUUCUUUAAUCAUAUCACAUUUACGUGAUUUCUAAAGUCUGCAUACACAUCUUUUUUAAGUACCCCUCUAUUAUUAUACUUCCUCCAUCCCAUAAAACCUUUCUCCUUUCUUUUUUCAUCCGUCCCAUAAAACACUUCUCAUUUC
Cuscuta campestris is the source of this 772-nucleotide messenger RNA. The record is from the annotation of a GenBank genome assembly. Lineage: Eukaryota; Viridiplantae; Streptophyta; Magnoliopsida; Solanales; Convolvulaceae.